AGUUGGCUUGGUAUUGCUAACUUCAUAGAGCUAGCUAUUUAUAAAGGCAGCGUUGCAGUAUACAGACUUGGUAGUUGAUGUUUAACUGUUUGUGCUCUUGUCUGAGGGGAUUUGUGCAUUUUUUUAAAGUUGCUAUUCACACUUCUUGUUUUUGACAGCGAGGCCGCGAAUUAGCCAUCAUCUCAGUCUCAGCUUAGCCUGUUAGCUAGCUAGCUAGUCGUGUGUGUGUGAGAGAGAGACAUUGCUAAAGUUCGGUGCUGUGCCUCGAGAUGCCCGCGAUGUUGGGAAAGGGUACGACGGAGAUUUCAGGGAAAAGAAGAGGCAGAAACUCGGUGAACAACCCGACAAAAAGUUUUACUGCCAACGGCAACAGUAACAAUUCUUGGUCAGUGAUGAGGAGCAGGGGGAGAGAACCUCGGUUCCCAACAGUGGUACCAGCUGUUAAUUUUGAUCCAGAGAAGGAUGCAAGCUGGAUUGAUACAGCCAUCAAAACCAAAGGUGUGGAUGAGGACUUAAUCAUUGACAUUCUAACAAAACGCACCUACAGUCAGAGGAGAGAGAUUGCAUUUGAGUAUGAGAAGAAAGCAAAAAAGGAUAUGAUUACUGCCCUGAAGGGAGUGCUGUCAGGCUCUCUAGAAAAUGUUAUUCUUGGCCUAAUGAAGAGCAGAACACAGUAUGAUGCCUUUGAGCUCAGAGCUUCAAUGAAGGGUCUAGGUACUGAUGAGGAGAGUUUGAUUGAAAUGGUCUGUUCUCGUAGCAAUGAGGAGCUGGUGGAGAUUAAAAAAGUUUACAAGGAAUUGUUCAAGAAGGAUUUGGAGAAAGAUGUGGCUGGUGAUACUUCUGGUGAUUUUUGUAGGUUGCUGCUGUCUCUGGUUGAGGCUAAAAGAGACGACCCCAGCAACAUAGUGGACUAUGAAAGGAUUGACAAUGAUGCCAGAGCCCUCUAUGAGGCGGGGGUAAAGAGGAAGGGAACGGAUGUGGCCACUUGGAUAGCAAUUUUCUCUGAAAGGAGUGUGCCACACCUCCAGAAAGUGUUUGAGAGGUAUAAAAGCUACAGCCCAUAUGACAUAAAGGAGAGCAUUCGAAAGGAGGUGAAAGGAGAUCUGGAAAAAUCCUUCCUUACACUGGUGGAGUGCUUUCAAAACAAACAACUUUACUUCGCCAGCAAACUCAAUGAAGCUAUGAAGAGUAAAAGCGUCAAGGAGAAGGUUGUGACUCGGAUCAUGGUUUCACGUUGUGAAGUGGACCUCAUGAAAAUCCGAAUGGAGUUCAAGACACACUUUGGAAAAUCACUCCACCAGACAAUCUUGGAGCACACGAAGGGUGACUACCAGAGAGCUCUGCUAAAUCUGUGUGGAGGAGAUGAUUAGCAACAAGUGGUGACAAAUGUAGUGAUGCUCUGCUUAACAGUUAUUCAAAAAGAACAGUGAACAUAUAUAGAGCAUUCACAGCUUUCAUCAGCUCUGGUAGUAUUAUAUUAUAUUAUAUUAAAUUGUUCGUAUUAGCCUUAUUUGCAUAAUGAAGCAAAUAUUUUAUUAUGUUAUUUCUCAGACAUGCAUUUCUGUCAUUAAAAUUGUGUGAGCAAAGACAGCUCCAAGAUUACUAUUAUUCAUAUUAAAGUGUGGUGGUUAAACUGUGCUGAUCUUAAUAAUUGCUCCACAAGAUGCUGCUGAACAAUUACUUAUCAGGAAGCAGUACAAAGUCCACAUCGCAUUCAAAGCAGACUGUAGUUUCACAGAGUGCUCAUGUCUUUUUACUGUGAUAUUUCAAUAUACAGUAUAUGUUGAACAUUAAUCAAUGAUGAUCUAAACUGACAGUUUAAAUUUCUGAAAUCUGAAGUAACUGAAAGCUGAAUAUUUAAAACCAAAUAAUUUCAUCAUUUGAUGAUUCAGUUAAGUCUCGUCAAAUGGCCACUUUAAUAGGAACAACUGAACACUGUUCAGUUAUCCAAUCUGAAUGUAGAUUCAGGUCAAGAGCUUUAGGUAAUGUUCACAUCAGAAGACCACAUUGGGAUAAACUCCUGUCAGCCAAGAAAAGAAUCUGAGACUACAGCACACACUAGGCCUAGAAAUACCAGUUUUUUUAUUUCGGGAUAAAUACCAGUUGCCUAGCUUGUCUUGCAACUAAUUUUUUUUGCCUGCAACACUGGUAUAUCCUGCAGUUCCUAGAAACUAUGGUACAUAUUGUCAAACAUGACUGGUUAAUAAAUCAUGAAUCAGCUAGUCUUGCA
Messenger RNA from Pangasianodon hypophthalmus (striped catfish), 2230 nucleotides. Its product is annotated as annexin A2-B. The transcript has 12 exons. Gene Ontology annotation, cellular component: cytoplasm. NCBI's taxonomy places the organism in Eukaryota, Metazoa, Chordata, Actinopteri, Siluriformes, Pangasiidae. The record is from RefSeq and is a predicted model, not a curated record. The coding region runs from base 270 to 1370 and encodes 366 amino acids. Gene Ontology annotation, molecular function: phospholipase inhibitor activity; cytoskeletal protein binding; calcium-dependent phospholipid binding.